Messenger RNA from Amphiprion ocellaris (clown anemonefish), 2346 nucleotides. RefSeq names its product NLR family CARD domain-containing protein 3-like. The record is from RefSeq and is a predicted model, not a curated record. NCBI's taxonomy places the organism in Eukaryota, Metazoa, Chordata, Actinopteri, Pomacentridae. Bases 3 to 698 code for a protein of 231 amino acids. The transcript has 2 exons.
UGAUGAAGAGCAGCAGAGAGAUGUUUCAGAAGAUCACAGUGUUGUUCCUGAGGAGGAUGAAGCAGGAGAAGCUGGCUGACUGUCUGCAGAGAAAACUUCCUGCUGGAGUUUGUGGACGUGAACUUAAAUGUGGUCUGAAGAAGAAGUUCCAGAGAGUGUUUGAGGGCAUCACUAAAGCAGGACAGCAGACCCUCCUGAAUGAGAUCUACACAGAGCUGUACAUCACAGAGGGAGGGACUGCAGAGGUCAAUGAUGAACAUGAGGUCAGACAGAUUGAAGCAGCAUCCAGGAAAGCAGACAGAGCAGAAACAACCAUCAGAGCAGAAGACAUCCUGAAAGGCUCACCUGGAAGAGAUGGACCAAUCAGAACAGUGAUGACAAAGGGAGUGGCUGGCAUCGGGAAAACAGUGUUAACACAGAAGUUGACUCUGGACUGGGCUGAAGACAAAAGCAACCAGGACAUCCACUUCAUGUUUCCAUUGACUUUCAGAGAGCUGAAUGUGCUGAAAGAGAGAAAGUUCAGCUUGAUGGAACUUGUUCAUCACUUCUUCAGUGAAACCAAAGCAGCAGGAAUCUGCAGCUUUGAAGACUUCCAGGUUGUGUUGAUCUUUGAUGGUCUGGAUGAGUGUCGCCUUCCUCUGGACUUUGACAACAAUGAGCUCCUGACUGAUGUUAGAGAGUCCACCAACAAUCUCUGACCUGAUGACUUCAGUGCACGAGUUGGUGCAUGAGGAAGAAUAAGGUCAGAGAUGUAUGAGGGAGCUUGAUUAUGGAGAGCUCUAAAAGUAAGGACCAAAAUUGUAAAAUUAAUUCUAAAAUGAAUGGGUAACCAGUGGAGGGAUGACAAGACUGGGGUGAUGUGCGCUCUGUUGUGAGUGUGAGUUAAAAGCCGAGCAGCAGCAUUCUGUACAGAUUGAAGACACCCAAGUUCCUUUUUAUUUAAACAGGUAAAAAGGCUGUUGCAAAAAUCCAACCUAGAAGAAAUAAAAAGAAAUUCAGAAAAUCAUUGCAGUCAGUCUGAGAGAAAACAGGGAUCCGAAGGGCAGUUGGGGACACUAUGGAGCUAAUGGUGUCAAACAAAAUUUUGGGGUUUUUCUUAUUCUGAGAUACUAGCUGAGAAAAGAAUUGCGUUCUGGCAUUUCUCAGCAUUUCGUUUAAGGAUGCCCUUAAUUCCUUAAGAUGCAACCUGUGAACCUCAAGUUUAGUUAACUUCCAUAGACGUUUUGUCUUCUGACAGAUUCUCUGAAAACUCUUGAUGGAUUCAUCAAUCCAGGCACAAGGUUUUUUUUUGGAGAGAUAUGACUUGACUUCACAGGUGCCACUUUGUCUAGAAUGUCCAAACAGUGACUACUGAAAGCACCAAUUAAGACAUCUGCAUCACUAUGACCCCCCAGCGAGCAUGGGUCAAACAAUGCAGAGAACCUCUCAACAGCAUCCUCAUUUAUAAACUGCCUUUCAGCCCUCAAAUUCUUAGGUAGACCAUCCAGAGGAAAGGAAAGGUCAAAGAAAACACAGCUGUGAUCACUAACAAGCACAUCCUCAACAUCAACAUUUCCAAUGUUUAAUCCAAGGGAAAAAACAAGGUCCAAGAUGUGUCGCUUUAUAUGAGUAGGUUCAGAGACAUGCUGAGUAAAGUUAAAAGAGUCAGUGAUGGACAGGAGUUCAGCAGCUAUGUUACAUGAGACAUCAUCGAUGUGAAGGUUGAAAUCCCCUUUUAUUUAAACCUUCUCCAGCCUAAUGAUCGAUGAUAAAAAGUCUGUAAAAUCAGCAAGGAAACCACCUGCUGGACCAGGAGGGUGGUAGAUUAAUACACAAUAAAACACAUCGGACACGCUGAUCUUUAUCAUCUACCUUUAGUUUCACCAGAUACAGUACAACAAUGGCUACAUGCACUGAGUAGUGACUGAGAAAAUGUAUUCUUCUUUGGGGGGAAAUGAGCCUGUUUAGGUGGUUCAGGCAUCUCAUUGGGCUCUCCAUAUACAGGUCACAUCCACUGGGAGAAAGACCUUGGGGCAAAGCUGGAAGGAGUACAGCGUAUAUAUCCCAUCUGGCCUGUGAAUGCCUCAGGAUUCAUUAGGAGCAGCUGGACAAAUUAGGCAGAUGUACAUCUGUUAUGGUGGAUUCAGCUUUGUUUGCUGCCACUGUGAGCACAAAAAAUGGUAUGGAUGCACAACCUGGUAAUAUUUUGAUUACAGACCUCUCACAUGCAAGGGAGUUUGAGUAAAAGACUAACUAUUUCUGUUACUACUGACAUUAAGUGGGGAAAUAAACAGCUGUUUGAGCAAAACAACUGUUUUCAGCCAAUGAACUUGUUACAGGGGGAGUUGCAGAACUCAGGCGCAGACA